AUGCCUUCCUCUCCCACAAGGAGACCUCAACAACCUGCUCCUCAAGUAGUUGUUUCGCGCUCGGACCUGCAGGACACAGCAGAUGACUUCCAACGAAGGAGAAGGCAAGCUGCAGCUUCGCCGAGGGCCCAUCACUCUUCAAGAGCGCAGCCUAAGCUGUAUAACCCCGACACUGACCCAUUUCCAAUCCGUCGAACUGCCGAACCAGAGGUCAUUUCGGAUACGACCAGUAGCGCAUAUGCUCCCAAGAAUGCAAUGGCUUCUGUAGAGAGAGGUGCACACCACGGCCGCCUGUUUGAUUAUCGUAAGGACGAUCCCGUCCGGUUUCAUGCGCUCAGGUCCGCUCCUGCGAACGGAAAUAAACCAACUCCCACACCCAAGUCGUCGGGAGACUACGUUUCGGCUUCCUCCACGUCUUCAUAUGCGCACUCAAUUACCUCUUCGAGUUUCACCCUCAACUCCACCACCGAUGGUUCUUCGGCAUCUUCUGCACUCUUCGAUGAGCAACCUCGAGAACACGCAAGCUCUAGCGCCUUUGCGCAGCAGUUGAAGAAGCUGUACAGGGGCAUCUCAAAUCUGGAAUCUCGCUUGCUUAGAGAAGAUGCUAAGGACGCUGCGGACGAGGCUCGGAUAACGCUCAAACGUCCAAAUGAAGCAAUUGAAGAGCCCGAGGAAGCAGAGAAGGAAAAAUGGCGCAAGUUUGUUGCGGAUUACAAGGAACUCGCUGAAUCAAUGCACAAUCUUCUUGUUCUUACUCUUGGACCGCAAGUUCCAGCGUCCCUCAGGAAUAUACCAACGAAAUAUAACAUCAUCAUUCGUUUAUGGACCCAUGCAUUCAACCGACCACUCGAAACUCUCCGCCGUGCAUCGUUUCAUUCCGCCAUCGCCCUCGAACAUCUACAGGAAUUCAUCAUAUAUGCAUACACAUUCUACUCUAUGCUUCUAGAGGAGCAGACGCUUGAAAGCUUCAAAUCUGGGUGGCUUGAAGCUUUGGGUGAUCUCGCGCGAUACCGCAUGGCCAUUGCUGCGAUGACGACACCCUCUACUGCGCUCACCGGCUCGAGCGAGUUUGUGCCGGUGAAUCAGCAAAUGUUGGCUGCCCAGACUCAGCCGGAUGAGUCGAUAGCGCGUAUCGAUGACUCGCCAGGCCCAAGCGUAGGCGUUGCUGCGGCACGGGCGCUCGAACUUGAACCCGAGAAAGAACGGUGGCGCUCAAUCGCGCGUGACUGGUACGCUGCGGGCCUGGCUGAUAUGCCAGGGACAGGUAAACUACAUCAUCACCUUGGACUAUUAAGCCGGGAUGUCGAAACGGAGGAGCUGCGGGCAGUAUAUCACUUUUGCAAGAGUAUGACUACCCUCCACCCGUUCCCGACAUCCCGAGAAUCAGUUCUGCAACUCUGGUCAGUUGCUGCGCAGACGAAGCGAUCAAUGCCGGAUUCCUCUGUAGAAGACCUUUUUGUGCUUUUGCACGGCAUGCUCUUUACCAAUGUGCAAUUGGACGAUUUCCCGCCAACUCUGGCCCGCUUCAUGGAGCGGCUCCAGAUAGAGGGUGCAGAAGAACGGGUCUGGAUUAUGAUGGCAGUCAUCAAUAUCUCGGCCCUGCUCGAGUAUGGAAAACCGACUGGCGUGCUCCGAAGCACUGGAGGCAUUGGAAGUGGGGCCUCGGGUAGCAAGGAUAUGUCUUCCGCCGCACAAGCUGCAGCUGCGAGUGCGAAGGUCAACAUGCUGGUAAAGAAGGUUGAUGAAAUGGAGGUCGAUGACGGUGAAAACGGUGGUGCUUCUCCCGUGAUGCGCGAAGAUAUCAACGUGAAGAGCAAUGGUGUUCUCAAUGUAUCUCCGAUGCUAGUCAAUACCCAAGCAGUUUCCUCGGAACAGAAUGAGGUCCCUCUGGCAUUUAAAUAUGCCUUGCAGCUCACCUUCGAGAUGUUUGCCUUCACGCUUCGACAUCCUACUCGUAAAGCGACGCCGUUUUCCCGACCCUCUUUAAACCCCUACAACACGGUGAUCCUCACGUUCCUUGCGACAGUUAUGAAGCAUCCUGCCGUCCAAAGAGCACUGGAACGCGCUAUUCCAUGGCAAGAACUUGCCGCUUUCUUCAGUAGGAUCCCUCCGAGUGACGUCCCUCAGAUUGAGAGCGGUGUCCGAUUGACCAGCGGAUGCACACCACUCCCAGAAGACUGGUGUCUUCGGGGAAUGGAGUGGGGCGGACGCCGUGUUUAUGAACGAGGAUUCUGGAAGGGUGGCGAAGAUCGGCAUAUGGAACUCGAGAUUCUCGACACGCGCGAGGACAAAGAAGGCCUUACGGAUGGUGUUAUCGAAAGCGAUGAUGAGACAGAAAAAUCGACAAAACAGGGAGGCAAGAGUACGCGUUGGGUGAGAAUUGCUCGUGCAGCUGGUAUCUUUACGAAGAUUGUUCCCGGUUUCAGCUGGAACGCAGUGACGCGUGCUUUCGGGGUCUCUGGAGUUUUGGAUGAGAAAGUGAUGAGAUGGAUCGAAGAAGACAGACUUGAACGCGAGGAAGAGGAACGAAGACGGAGUAGGCGUCCAUGGACAUCUGAUGAAAUGGAUGUCGACGAGGAUAAUGGCGCAUUUGCUGACGAUGUUUCGGACGAUGACAGCGAGAGCUCGAGUGACAGCGAAGAAAGCGAGGAAGUGAAAGUUCUUAAGGCAAGACGCCGUGAGCUUCUCCGAAUGCUUCGAACGACGAAAGACAUUGCAAGAUCGCGCGCCCGACCUCGACGACCUCGACCCCGUACAUCGCAACGACGCGCACUGCGAGUCGUGCCUGGGUAUACUGUACUUGUCAUUGACACGAACUUCCUUUUGUCCUCCCUAUCCAUGUUUGCCACCCUUGUUGACUCCAUGAAGUGGACCAUCCUUGUUCCUCUUGCAGUCAUCACGGAGUUAGAUGGCAUUGCGACGAACCCAUCAACUCUUGGCGAAGCCGCCACUGCUGCGAUCUCAUACAUUACUUCGCAUAUCCGUACACACUCACGUUCGUUGAAAGUCCAGACGUCGAAAGGGAAUUACUUGCAAAAUCUGAACGUUCGCAGCGAACAAAUUGACUUCGUGUCGGACUCAUGGGAACGGAGUAUGGAUGACCUGAUUCUCCGCGCGACAGUUUGGCAAGAUGACCAUUGGGUUGAUCGAUCUGCCAUCUUGGAAUCCCCCAACCGCGAUACUUCUGGUGCUGCUAAAGUCGUCCUCAUUAGCUUCGAUCGUAAUUUACGUUUGAAAGCGCGUGCUAGACAGCUUGAUGCAGCCGAUGAACGUGACAUGGCCGAGAUUUUGAAGGCUGGUUCUUGA
This is a messenger RNA of Fomitiporia mediterranea MF3/22, 3306 nucleotides long. RefSeq lists its product as uncharacterized. NCBI's taxonomy places the organism in Eukaryota, Fungi, Basidiomycota, Agaricomycetes, Hymenochaetales, Hymenochaetaceae. The coding region runs from base 1 to 3306 and encodes 1101 amino acids. The transcript has 5 exons. The record is from RefSeq and is a predicted model, not a curated record. Gene Ontology annotation, molecular function: telomerase RNA binding; telomeric repeat DNA binding; protein binding. Gene Ontology annotation, biological process: nuclear-transcribed mRNA catabolic process, nonsense-mediated decay. Gene Ontology annotation, cellular component: telomerase holoenzyme complex.